AUGACGGUGGAUCAGGGUGGCACACAGAUUUGCCGCCUUCUCCUGACCUCCAGGCCUUUCCCUGGCGACCAUGUCGCUGGGUCUGCCCGGGCCGCGGGGAACCUGCAGCUGGUCGCGGAAGCAGUGAGCUUGCAAGGCCUGGCUUUGGUGUCCGCCGGCCGUGCCGUGGAGGCACAGCAGGUGUUGGGCGCUGAACUCAACGCGAGCCGAAGUGCAGGAGAUCAGCAGAGUCAGGCAAUUCUGCUCGCGGCUCAGAGCAGCGUGGCCCUUGCAGCCGGGGAUGCGAAGACGGCGCAGGGCUACGCAAGCGAAGGUCGACAGAUCAUUUCUCGAAAGGGCUCGUCAUCGGAGAAGCAAAACAGGGCACUUCUUCUCCGACUCCAUGUGGCAGAAGCCAAUGCCCAUCUCGCUGCGGAAGCGAUGGCCCCGGCCGCUGUGUCGGCUUGGGAGGCUCUCGCGCUGGCACGAGAAACUCGGGAUGAUGACGGCCAGUGCGAAGCGUUGCACGUAAUGGCUCUCCUCUUCCUCUUUUUCGGCAGGAGCGCAGCCAGAAAAGUGCUGCAAGAGGCCGCGAAGGGCGACUCGCCCUUUGCAUCCCUGGAGUCCUCGAACCAAACAGCCGCGCUUCUCCGGAGGCUUGGGGACAAGGAGGGCGAGGCUGCAGCGAUGCUCUUUGGCGUUGCGGAAGCCCGGCUUUUGCAGGGAAACGGCCUGGAGGCCCAGGGAGCCGCCCGACGCGCGCAGGAGCUCUUCCGGCUCAGACAUCGACGUGGCCGGCUGGCGGCACUGGACACUCUGACACGCAGCUUGGGCUUGGAUACCUUGGCCACACUUCAGGCCACAGAAGAGGAGCUGAGCCUCUUCGAGUCCGAGCAGGAUGUGGCCGGGCAGGUCUCGGCGUACCAGAUCUUGGCAGAUGCUUACAUCGCAAGGAAAAUCUACGGAGAGGCUCGCAGCGCUCUGAGGAAGGCCGUGGAAUUGCUGAAAGGAACAGCAGCUGCUGAGUUGGAGGGUCAGACCCUAUUGCUGCUAUCACAAGUCGAGGACUUUAUGGGCGGGACGGCUGCUGCUUUGAAGUCUGCCGAGAAGGCACUGAUCGCUGCGAAGUCCAGCAAAGACGCUGCCCUCGUUACUUGGAGGGUCGGGGGACUUAGUAACUGGUUAUUUUAA
Messenger RNA from Symbiodinium sp. CCMP2592, 1170 nucleotides. NCBI's taxonomy places the organism in Eukaryota, Dinophyceae, Suessiales, Symbiodiniaceae. The record is from the annotation of a GenBank genome assembly.